Polyodon spathula (Mississippi paddlefish) is the source of this 4439-nucleotide messenger RNA. RefSeq lists its product as uncharacterized. The transcript is spliced from 9 exons. Lineage: Eukaryota; Metazoa; Chordata; Actinopteri; Acipenseriformes; Polyodontidae. The record is from RefSeq and is a predicted model, not a curated record. Bases 164 to 1150 code for a protein of 328 amino acids.
CAGAUCUUAUGACCCUCCCUUGAUCGCAUACAAAAAACACAACGCAGGAAGCUGUCUGAACACAAACGCAUUCUUAAAAUUGUACUAGUUACCCCAUCGAUUUGUUUUAUUGUAAUCAUUUUUAAAAAAUGCACGAAGAAUUUCAAUAUAAAAACGCUUGAAAAUGGAUGAUCGCAGUCCACUACCCGUCCACCGAUAUAGCGACAGCGCUGACUUGCCUUCCCCCAACCUGAGACCCAGGCACCGGGAGCUGAUUCCCACUCCCUGCGGUCCAAUCAAGCCCUGGUCAGAGCUGACAUGCCUGGUGAAGCUGUAUUACUGCGUGACAAUCAGUUCUCUGCUGGCUGUGCUGGCUGUCACAGCUGUGAACAUUUACAAACAGAUUCAGAACCCCAGCUACCACGAGGACUUUAUCGUCUCCCUCAUACAGCUCGUGGGAAUCUUGUUCUGCUGUUACUAUGUGUCCCGCGGGAUCCUGCAGGAGAACCGCCAGGAGCUCAUCGUCUUCGUGGCGAGCGUCUUGCUGGUGAUGAUCCGCUCAAUUGUUAACUUCGCCGUCCUCCCCGCUUCCGAAAAGGACAGCCUCAUUCUGGUGCGGUUCGUGUGCAUCGUGUGCAUCGGGCUGUUCCAUGUGAUCUGCAGCACUCUCCUCAUCUGGAGCCCCAACAUGAUGGCGUUCCGUGUGGGCGGGGCUCUGGAGAGCCUGCAGGAGCAGUACUUUCUGCUCAAUGUCUGCUUCUCCAUGGUGACCUUCGACCUGCAGGCCCAGAUCUGCCUGUGCAUCUUGGUGCUGACUUCAGGCGUCUACAACAUCUCCUUUUCCCACAGCAUCAUCCUGGGCUUUGGGAUCUUCUGGGCGUGUCUCACAUCCGCUGUCGGGGUGAUAGCGGUCUUAAAAGAACUGAAGCCUCUUGUUUGGGUGUUUAUGUUCCAGAACUUGCCAGAAUUGGCCUAUCUCAUUUUUCUACUGUAUCAGAUUAUAACACAGUGGGGAGCAGGGGGGUCCUACGCCCUGGAAGCUGCUGCAAUUACCGGCUCCAUCAUCUCAGUGGUGAUCAAAGGCGUCCUCUUCUGGUCCUUGACUCGGCUGUAUCGGAGCUUUGGGCAGGGGCUGCGGGAGAGGAUGUUUGCUUCAGAGCAGCAGCAGUAGCAAAGCAUUUUCCUGAUUUGAAGGUGACAUCACUCCGGCUAAGCUGCGUGGCAAAGUUGUGACCACCGUGGGGCGCCAGCACAGCAAGUUCUACAGCAGGACUGCUCUCAUGGACUGAUUACUCAAUUCGAGGAGGAACGGAAAUCAGAGAUCAAUGGAGGUUGAGUAAUCUCAAUGAGAUACUCAACUAAAUACUCCGACCAGGUGGUUUGUCUUAUUUUAUGUACAGACGGUGCACUGGAUUUAGAAGAAACACAGUUGCAGUUUUGUGGUUUACUGCAUUGUCAUCGUUAGCAUAACACCAAGCCUAAGACAUUUGAUUAUUAUUAUUAUUUUUUUUUUUUUUACAGCUAGCAUUUUCUUCGUUGACAAACGCCUUCUCAAGACUAAUUUCUGUGUUUCAGCCAAAACAAAAAAAUAAUCGUAAAGGUAUUUUUAUACAGAUGAAACUGUUCAAGAAUAUCGGACUGUACCCCUUUUAUUCACCCAUUACUGUCGGGGUCCACUCCAAACUAAAAAAAACCCAGGCCACCUUAAAAAAUGAUACUGAACCAAAUCUCCUAGUAUGACAUUCCCAAUAAGCAGAAGUGCCUGGGUUACCUGUAUUUCCCCCUAACAAACCCAUUCCAUUGUUCAUAGCUGCAAAGGGAACCCCCUGUCCCAACACAAAGGCAUGCUUUUAAAAAUCACUAGAUUGAGGAGUGGGUCUUAAUUCUGUUCAACACUGUGAUAACUUCAUGAUAUAUAUUUUUUUCUGAUAAGAUCCAGUCAGGUUUUCUACAAAUCUGCCAAACAAUUAACGUGUUAAAAGGUUUAAGAUUGGUCAUUUAGUGUGGGAGGUAGGAUGUGUUUUUAAUUUGGUUAAAAGCAUGGUCCCUUCCAGAUCUAAGAAGAAAAAACCUGCCCUAAAAACAUUGCAUAACCAGGGCAUAUCGUACAUUGUUUCCUGUGGGCAAUUUUUAAGCAGUAUUAAAAAAAAAAAAGAUAACUGUGCUGGUCUAGUGAGUAUUAUUAUUUAUUUAUUUUAUUUAAAUGCUGGCAUGCUGUCAUCUUCAGAAUGGAAACAAAAUGAUGACAUUCCUCCUGACGCUUGACCGUCAUGUUCCUUUCCUGCACUGUGGUCUCUUAUUGGAGGAUUGCACUAAUGAAAUGUUUCAAUACUGGGCAGGGUUACUGCUUACCCUGUGGCGAUGGGGAGAAACCCACAAAACUAAAUAUAAAUAGGGAUUUACACAGGCAAGCUUUUUGGCAUUGCGGAGAUAUUGAGAAAUGACCGCAAAAAGAUGAUGCAUUUUAGAUUAGACCUCAUUUGAAUAAUCACAAUUGAUGAGGUCAUGUAGUUCUCAUCCCGUGCUGGGAGAUACAGUGGAGACUGGUUUUACAUGCAUUAGAGAAUGUGGAAGUCGGUCUUGUAUGGUAUUAUUAACAUUGACCUUCUGUGCCAAAACCUGAUUAAUAGCUCUCUCUAGUCACUUUAUUUCAUGAGGUGAGAUGUGAUUGCUUGCUCCGGGUUCAUUCCAAGUCUUUUUAUGUUUGCUAGAAGACAAUCUAGGACUUUUCUUCAUAUACGUACUCAUCUGCACAAUGCCUGGCUGCAUUGCACAUAAUUAAAUGACAAAAGAAAGUAUAGUUUCAGUGAUGAGAAAGAGUGUGUAUUUUUGCAGAUUUUUUAUGAAUGGGAGAUUUUUUUUGUUGGUUUUGAAUAAUGACUAGAAAUAACUUGCAUUUACUUUUGUAAUUCAGUGGAUUACAAAAAAAAAUAAAAAAAUCGAGCAUGUAUUUCUCAUUUAUUUAUAGAAAUGCUUGUGUAAAUUUAUUUAAACAAUUUUGGUCACUAACCAGCAUCGGAUCUCUUGAAAUUAGUGUGCUGCUGUGUUGUUGGCCAGCAAAAUUUACUUUUUUUUUUUUUCGUAAAACACUGGUAAUUGUUGAACCAUUUUGUUUUCGAAAAUGUUGCCUAUUUCUAAUUACAUUUUACAUUUCAUACAAAAGCUAACGUUUUGUGAAAUAAAGCAGUCUUGUGUAUAAGACGUACAGGUUCUUAAAUACAGGACCCUGGCACAUUUAUUUAUUUAUUUAUUUUUUUAAGGCUUGUGGAAUGUAACAGGACCAUUCUGGAUAAAUGGUGCUGCAUGGGGCCCAAUGCAAAAUGUAAAUUAAUUUUAAUCGGGGAGGGAGGGAGGGAGGGAGGGAGGGAGAGAAGAGAUGCCCUCCCUUCUCAUCACUAAUCCAAGGUAUACCAAAAUACUGUCUUCUGGGAAAACACGAUUAUGGUAUAGAAAAGUACAUACCCUGUAAAUAUUACUUGCAUCGUGUUUGGCAUCUUGAUACUAUGUUAAAGCGCUUAUCCUUUUUCAAAAAGUAUGCUAACAUUUUUAAUAAACCUGUUUCUAAAAUCUGUUUUCUUGUUAUUUCUGAGUCAUAAACUGCAGUACACACACAGAUUCUAAACCUCAUUUACAGCCUCACCUUAGACACACUAAGCAAUCUUGUUUUGUUUGGCAGGCGUCAUGCCUCACUGUUACAGGGUGUAGUCAAUGAUGGAACAGUGGUAUUGUAAAGCUGGGGCUCUGGUAAACACAUACUUAUAAUGGGUGUCCUCCUAGCGGCUGAUGAGUUAAUACUGACAUCAGCAUUAGGCACGUACUCACCUCUGUAAUAACCUGCUCUUCAGCUGCAUGAGAACAAGUUUGUCUUUUAACAGUAUGGCGUGUGCUUCGUAUCCAGCCCUUGCUUUUCCAUACAGUUCAACGGGCCAAGAUGCAAAUUCAUUGCACGUUAUACUACAAUCUGUACUUAACAGGAGUCCUUAAUGACACUUUUGCUCAAGUGGUGUAUUAAACUAUCCUAGUUUAGGAUUCAAAUACUCUGAACUAGCCUCAGAAGUUACUUAUUUCAAAAUAGAUCCUAAAUGUGCGUAUACAAUCUUGUUGCAGUUUUAAUCCCAAUGUUAGUUUGUCUAAAAAAUGAUGAUAAAAAGGUCAAGAGUUUCUGGAUCCAAACCAUACCUGCCCCUCCUCUCCCCUCCCCCUUGCCAAUAUCACUGCAAUAUACUGCCUAAGAAAUAAAAUACAACACAGAAUUCUUUCUUGAAAAAAUGCUUAUUCUACAUUUAUUAAAAGGCUCUGAAAAAUAGUAUAUUUCAAUAUCAUCACCAAUAUUUCUCAAGAUCCGACAGGAUUAGCAAUUUGAAAAACAAUCUAUUGCACAAAGUAUUUGAAAUCGCUUGAGUAACACACCCACACAUUCUUACAUAGUAGGUAUAAAAAGCUAAACCCAAUUUUCCCAG